AUGGAUAAGUCUUUACAGGCCCAUGAUUCUCUUGCAGGUUUAUCUCUACAGUCCUUAGAUUCUAGCUCACCUUCUAUUGAGUCUACUGAGUUGCCCUCUGGUGUUCUUGUUACUGCCAUUCCGAUAGGUUCUUAUCCUAUACUCACACGAGCCAAGGCUGGUAUUUUCAAACCUCACCACCCGGCAAAUCUUGCUGUCUUGGGAUCCUCUGGCCUUCUCUCUGCUCUUCUGGCAUCCACGAGCCUAAAGGGUUCAAAUCAGCUACCAAGAAUCCUACUUGGAUUGCCGCCAUGGAUGAAGAAAUUCAAGCUUUGCAAAAAUAAUCGUACCUGGAUUUUGGUCCCUCGCUAUGCCAAUACCAACAUUGUGGGCUCCAUGCGUUGUACGGAUACAUCACUCUUUAUCUUUCACAGCUUUACUCGUAAGCUUCACUCUGAGUUCGCUACUAAGGAUUUGGGUUCUCUCAGUAACUUCUUUAGUCUUGAAGCCACACCAACCACUGAUGGCCUUUUUCUCACUCAGCUGAAAUAUGCACGCGGUACUCUUAGUCGUGCUCAAUUACUUGAUAGCAAGCCUGUUCACACUUCGAUGGUUGUUUCCCAACACCUAUCUUAUGAUGGUUCUCUAUUUUCGAAUCUUACUCUUUAUCAAUCUCUUGUUGUUCUACACUCUCCGACUGAUGACCACAUUCUUGCUGUCAAACGCAUUCUUCGCUAUGUCAAGGGAACACUGCAUUUUGGCCUCUCUUUUCAUCAAUCUGUUUUUUCCGGUACUUUAGUUGCUUACUCUGAUGCUGACUAUGCAGGAUGUCCUGACACUCGUCUCUCUACCUCUGGUUAUUCCAUUUACCUUGGUGACAAUUUGGUUUCCUGGAGUGCCAAGAAGCAACCUACCGUUUCUCGUUCCAACUGUGAGUCUGAAUAA
This is a messenger RNA of Hibiscus syriacus, 924 nucleotides long. RefSeq lists its product as uncharacterized. The record is from RefSeq and is a predicted model, not a curated record. Lineage: Eukaryota; Viridiplantae; Streptophyta; Magnoliopsida; Malvales; Malvaceae. The transcript has 4 exons. Bases 1 to 924 code for a protein of 307 amino acids.